AUGUCAAAAGAUCAAUAUAGUGCUCCAACUGGUGCUCCACCAGAAUGGUCUAACAAUAACAAUAAUAGUGGAUAUUCAGCUCCAAGUGGGCCACCACCUUCAGCUAAUUAUAAUCAAGGUAACCAAGAUAGAGGAAUGUUCAGCCAUCAACAACAACAAGGAUAUGGUGGUUAUCCUCAACAAGGAUAUCAACCACAAUACCAACAACAAGGAUACCCUCCACAAGGUGGAUAUUAUCAACAACAGCAACAACCCUAUUAUGUUCAACAACAAAGAACUUCCGGUGGUACAACUGAAGGGUGUCUUGCUGGUUUAUGUGCUGCAUGUUGUAUCUGUUGUACUUUAGAUGCUUUAUUCUAG
Yamadazyma jaroonii is the source of this 360-nucleotide messenger RNA. Lineage: Eukaryota; Fungi; Ascomycota; Pichiomycetes; Serinales; Debaryomycetaceae. The record is from the annotation of a GenBank genome assembly.